GGACAGCCUGGACCUGCCGGGCCACCCGGGCAACCUGGUGGGCCUGGAGCUCCCGGGUUACCUGGGCUUGAAGGUGUUGCUGGUCCGAAAGGAGAGAAAGGGGAGAGCGGAAUUCCUGGUGCACCUGGUGUUACCGGCCCGCCGGGACAGUUCGGUAAUCCUGGGCCUAAAGGAGAGCCUGGCGCACGUGGAAUCCCCGGACAGAGCAUUCCAGGUUUACCUGGUAACGACGGUCGACAGGGCCUUGAUGGCGCACCUGGUCGAAAAGGAGAACAAGGUCUCCCUGGAGUUCGAGGACCACCCGGAGAUUCUCUGCACGGCUUGCCAGGACCACCAGGCGCUCGAGGGCCUGUAGGGCCUAAAGGAUACGAUGGACGAGACGGGAUUCCUGGGCUACCUGGUGUCACUGGUCCGAAGGGAGAUCGUGGUGGUGCAUGCUCGACCUGUGCGCCCGGAAUCAAAGGAGAAAAAGGAAAUUCCGGAUAUUCCGGACAACCAGGUCCUCAGGGAGAUCGUGGACUUCCCGGUAUGCCUGGUCCAAAUGGCGAUCCUGGAGAUGAUGGAAUACCAGGGCCUCCAGGACGACCCGGAGCCCCUGGGCCUCCCGGGCUUGACGGUCUGCCUGGAUUACCUGGGCAAAAGGGUGAACCGACUCAACUCGUUCUCAGACCUGGACCACCUGGCUAUCCUGGAAUGAAAGGAGAAACAGGAUUUCCAGGACAACCUGGACAGGAUGGAUUACCGGGAGCACCAGGACUUGUUGGAGCGCCCGGACAACCUGGGAUUCCUGGAGAAAAGGGUCAACCAGGACUGCCUGGCACUCCUGGAAAGCCUGGAAAAGACGGAUUACCGGGGCUGCCCGGACUCAAGGGAGAACACGGUCAUGGUGCGCCUGGUCAGCCUGGUAUUCCUGGACAAAAGGGAGAACCUGGACCUGUUGGUGCCGCUGGUACUCCUGGAAUCCAGGGCCCACCUGGUGUUGCUGCUCCUAAAAGUUUGAUAAAGGAUGGCACUCCCGGGCAGCCUGGAGCUCCUGGGCUACCAGGACUCAAGGGUGAAGCUGGAUUCCCUGGAAGGCCUGGAGAUGUCGGUUCUCCUGGGCUCCCAGGUGUCAACGGACGGAAAGGAGAAAGUGGACUUCCUGGCUCACCGGGACAACCUGGAGUGCCAGGAAUACCCGGCGAGAAAGGGUUUGCAGGUUAG
Messenger RNA from Cooperia oncophora, 1203 nucleotides. NCBI's taxonomy places the organism in Eukaryota, Metazoa, Nematoda, Chromadorea, Rhabditida, Trichostrongylidae. The record is from the annotation of a GenBank genome assembly.